AUGGCAUUGGCGCGUGGCGACGAGCAGGAACAUGCCGAGCUUGAAGGGCGUGGUCGUGGAAAGCGCAACAGCACCAAGGCGGCGGCGGCAAAGGGCGUUUCCUCGGGCAGGCACUCGGAGGAUGUGGCUGGUGGCGACGUGCAGGAACAUGCCGAGCUUGAAGGGCGUGGUGGUGGAAAGCGCAACAACAUCAAUGCGGCGGCGGCGGCAAAGGGCAGUCCCUCGGGCAGGCUUUCGCAGGAUGUGGCUGGCGGCGAUGAGCAGGAACAUGCCGAGCUUGAAGGGCGUGGUGGUGGAAAGCGCAACAGCACCAAGGCGGCGGUGGCGGCAAAGGGCAGUCCCUCGAGCAGGCUUUCGCAGGAUGUGGCUGGCGGAGACGAGCAGGAACAUGCCGAGAUUGAAGGGCGUGGUGGUGGAAAGCGCAACAGCACCAAGGCGGCGGCGGCGGCAAAGGGCAGUCCCUCGGGCAGGCUUUCGCAGGAUGUGGCUGGCGACGACGAGCAGGAACAUGCCGAGCUUGAAGGGCGUGGUGGUGGAAAGCGCAACAGCACCAAGGCGGCGGCGGCGGCAAAGGGCAGUCCCUCGGGCAGGCUUUCUCAGGAUGUGGCUGGCGGCGACGAGCAGGCGCUGCCCGAGCCCGUCAUCAAAGGGAUAGCACACCAGCGAGGCGGUGGCGGUAUCGAUCAGGAUGAGGACGAGCCUGCAGCAGGGGCCGAUGGGAAAGAGCAUGGACGUGAAGCUGUGAUUCCUUACAAACGACGCAAUGCUGUGGACUCGGGCGGUCGCGACCGUAAUGCGAGACAAGCUCGACAAGGCCCGGAAAAUCAGGAGGUAUACGAGGCCGAGGAGGCGGAGGAGGAGGAGGAGGAGGAGGAGGAGGAGGAGGAGGAGGAGGAGGAGGAGGAGGAGGAGGAGGAGGAGGAGGAGGAGGAUGAGGAGGAGGAUGAGGAGUUGGAGCCGGAGAGCGAGGAUGGGGAAGAGGCUCGGCCUGUGAAGAGGAGGAGUGUGCGGAAGCACAAGAACGACAACGGCAGGCGACAUUCGGAAAGGAGACGGUUGAAGAGCCGUAAAAAUAUUGUGCGUCCUGCCAAACCACCUAACAAGAGCCAGAGACCUCGAUUCCGUGCUAAAAUUGUGGGGGUGCGUCCCAAGGCGAAGCGGGCGUUGGAAUUUUAUGAGUCCAUGGGUCUCGGGGGUCCAUCAAGCUCUCAUGAUCGGAAAGCCGUAGACCCGUACGAUGCGUUACGUGAGCCAAUGGAUUUGGCUGGGAAGGGAGAUCUGAUGGCUUGGGGGUCUUCGCGUUUUGGCAGGGAAGCGACGGACCCACCUGGGAAGCAUACGGGGGGUCACGCGGUUCAUGUGAAAAUCGAGGGGGCAACGAAGCGGCACGAACCCUCGGCCGCUGCAGCAGCCAAUGACGGUGUGGGAGGAGGUGUGUGGGCGAAUGCCUUGGGUGAAUAUGGCGGCGGUGUGGAAGGCUCCACGUGGGAUGUACAGGAGAGCAGGGGACAAGGAGGAGACGCGGAAAUGGAGGGGGCGAUGAAGGAGGGGAGGGGAGAGAGCAUGGGUACACCUGGCGCAUCCAGUCGGCCCGAUAUGGCUGGCAGCAAGACUGUGGAGCAGCUCUUGCGAGAGCUUGCUCAGCGGGACCACGAAAUUGCGGAACUAAAGGCAAGGCCAGGAUCCAAAGGACCAGCUAAACCCUGCACCCCUCCGUCCGGGCCUCCUCCUCUGGCUUCCAUGUCGAGCGGCCCAUCUGCAGGGGGCCUCAAUCCAGGUGUGGCGCUGGAAAGCCCUGUGACGGAAGACGUGCCGGUCCGUCGAACGCGUGGGAUGCCCGGACCCAAGCUGCUGAAGUCAGGAUUUGAGGCGUUCCGGGGGACGGCCGCGCCUGAUGAAGACAAGAAGGACUUGGAGGAAGAGCAGGAGGUGUACGACGCGGAGGACAUGGAGACGGAUGACGAGGAGGAUGAGGAGGAUGAGGAGGAGGAGGAGGAGGAGGAGGAGGAGGAGGAGGAGGACGAGGAGGAGGAGGAGGAGGAGGAGGAGGAACAGUGGGGGCAGGAGCGGAGGAAGAGCAAAAGGCACAAGAGAUACAAAAGCAGGGGAGGCAAGAGGGAUGAGCAAGAGGAUGAGGAGGAGGAAGAGGAGGAGGAGGAUGUGAAACAGGGGGGGCGGGAGCUUAGGAAGGGCAGAAGGCAGAAGAGAGGGAAAAUCAGGGGAGGCAGGAGGGAAGAGGAAGAGGAAGAGGAGGAGGAGGAGGAGGAGGAGCAGGAGGAUGAGAAUCAGGGGGGGCAGGAGCGGAGGAAGGGCAGAAAGCACAAAAGAGGCAGAGGCAAGGGAAGCAGGAGGGAAGAGGAAGAGGAGGAAGAAGAGGAAGAGGAGGAAGCGGAUGAGGAUGAGGAUGAGAAGGGGGGGGGGGGGGGCAGGAGCGGAGGAAGGGCAAAAGACACAAGAGUGGCAAAAAACGGGGAGGCAAGAGGGCCAAGUGAUGGGGCAAUAAGACAAGGGGGGCAGCAGAUGAGGCAUGAGUGGAGUUUUCAAAGGGGGGCAGCAGGAGAGGCAUCACACACUUGCGAGGAGACAUGA
Molecule: messenger RNA, 2589 nt
Organism: Closterium sp. Yama58-4
Lineage: Eukaryota; Viridiplantae; Streptophyta; Zygnematophyceae; Desmidiales; Closteriaceae
Source: the annotation of a GenBank genome assembly